AUGGCUCUAGAUCAUUUCAAUGCUGGUCUUGCUUUGGAGAAUAUCAUAUCGAACCUUGUGAKUUCAGGUCAUCGCRGUACUGUCUCGAUCAGUGCGCAUGGUGAUACGACCARGGAUCAUCACUUGCCCUCUGAAGGAGUCAAGCUCAAUCAUUUUCCAGCAGGUGUUCCAUUUGAGAGGUUUGGUCCUGUGAGGGAUGUCUAUAUCCCCAGAGACUAUUACUCAGGAAAAUACGCUGAUUGGAUACGUAUGUAUGUGGAGCUUGCAGUUCAUAAAAAGCAUCCAGAUGUCCUGUUAACAUCGAUGAUCAAAUGGCUGAAGAGGCAAUGGAACAUUGUUUCAACUGUGAACCUAGAUUGUAAGCUCGACCUCAAAGCUAUUGCUUUGCAAGCUCGCAAUGCUGAGUAUAACCCAAAGAUGUUGAAAGACGCAGGCUUUGAGGAUGUGUUCGCUGAAGAUCGUACUGAUCAGGAGGAUUACAAUGACAUAGUUGGAGGAUGGAAAUCAAAGCUUGAAAGGAGUACAUCUGGUGAACAAAAAUGGAUUUUAUUCAUCGCCAACAAAAAGUAG
Arabis nemorensis is the source of this 570-nucleotide messenger RNA. The record is from the annotation of a GenBank genome assembly. NCBI's taxonomy places the organism in Eukaryota, Viridiplantae, Streptophyta, Magnoliopsida, Brassicales, Brassicaceae.